AGUUAGUGAAGAGAAAGAGAGAGAGAGAGAGAGAGAGAGAGAGAGAGAGAGAGAGAAUGAAAAUUGGGCGCUGAUAUAAUUAAAGAGUAAUAACGUAAUCAACAUUUAUUUAUUUACCACUACUCUCUAAAACCCCUCAAUCUCACAUUCCCGAUCUCACAUUCUUCUCCUCUCAAUUUCCCAGCAGAUUCUCCAACAACGAACGAACGAUCUCAUUCAUUUCAGAUUUGGAUCGUGUUUAUUUAAGCAUCAGUUUCAUAAUCUGUUGAAUUCAAGCUCAACGACGAUAAUUAGAGGUUUGGUUUGGAUUUGAUUUUUUUAAUAAUCAAGUGUGAUUAAUUAUGGCUGCUCCUGUGCCUCCAGGGGCACCUAGACCCGGCGGAAGUAACCCACCUCCCCCUAAUUAUGUCCCUAAUUUUAGGGGUUCUUCUGAUGGAUUAGCUGAUAAUAUGCAAAAUUUGAAUCUCAAUCGACCACCUAUGACCUCUAAUCCUGUUGCUAGACCUCCACCUUUCGGCCAACCACCGCCUUUUGCUUCAUCUGGUCCUUCCCCGCCAGGGAUCCCGGCUUCCUCCCCGCCUUUUUCACGACCUGGUCCACCUCCAGGGACACUGGUGAGGCCUACUGGACCUCCAAAUGUUGUUUCCCUUGGAAGGCCUACUGGACCACCUCCUGGUCAACAGCCUACACCAUUUGGGGCAGGACCACCUCCUGGUCAACCUUCACCAUUUGGGUCAAGACCACCUCCUAGUUCUUUUUCAUCUCCAAUGGGUAAUGUUGCACCACCGGUUUCUGGUGUUCCUCCGCCUGGUGGUUCUCCACCUGGUCGUCCACUUGGGCCUCCUUCACAAAAUUUUGGUGGUCGUCCUAGCCCGAGUCCUUUCACUUCACCGCCAAUGAGUGCUCCCCCUGGCAUGCCUCCUACCAGUGCACCCAGUAACUUGAUGAAUAACGGGCCGCCUGCAUUUUCUGCUGGGGGUAUGCCAGGCCCUCAACGCUUUCCGGUUGGCAGUGCGCAACAACCACCGGUUGGACCUCCAACAAUGAGAGCUCCUCCUGCUCCGGCUGGUCAGCCUCAGUCUCCUUAUAACAUGGCACCUCCAGGAAUGAUGCAGCCUCCAAGUUCACCUUUUGCAGCACCUUCUUGGCAGACACAAUCCCAACAGGGUGUUCCACCUCCUUCAGUUCCUGGUUCUGCACAGCCUCCCAGGAUGUUUGGCAUGCCACCACCACUGCCAAAUCAAUCUAUGACUACAACUAUAUCACCUGCAGUUGGUCAAACUGGAGCCCCCAUGGCAGGGCCUUCCAAAAUUGACCCCAAUCAAAUUCCAAGGCCCACACCAGGGUCUUCAGUGAUCUUGCAUGAAACUCGUCAAGGCAACCAGGCAACCAUCCCUCCGCCUGCUACAAGUGAUUUCAUUGUAAGAGAUACAGGCAACUGCAGUCCACGUUACAUGAAGUGCACAAUCAAUCAGGUCCCUUUCACUGCUGAUCUUUUGACAACGUCGGGAAUGCAGUUGGCUAUGUUAGUCCAACCUUUGGCACUUCCACACCCAUCUGAGGAGCCCAUUCAAGUUGUUGAUUUUGGAGAGAGCGGUCCUGUGCGUUGCUCACGUUGCAAGGCUUAUGUAAAUCCCUUUAUGAAAUUUAUUGAUCAGGGAAGACGCUUCAUCUGCAAUUUGUGUGGAUUUAGUGAUGAAACUCCACGGGACUACCACUGCAAUUUGGGUCCAGAUGGUCGACGUAGAGAUGCUGACGAAAAGCCUGAGCUAUCUAGAGGAACGGUUGAGUUUGUUGCUACUAAAGAAUUCAUGGUCCGUGAGCCAAUGCCCGCCGUGUACUUCUUUCUCAUUGAUGUAUCAAUGAAUGCAGUUCAAACUGGUGCAACAGCUGCAGCUUGCAGUGCCAUAAGUCAAGUUAUCACAGACCUUCCUGAAGGUCCUGGUACACAGGUGGGAAUUGCAACUUUUGACUCAACAAUUCAUUUCUACAACUUGAAACGUGCGUUGCAGCAGCCGUUGAUGCUCAUUGUUCCUGAUGUCCAAGAUGUUUAUACUCCUUUGCAAACUGAUGUAAUUGUUCUACUAUCUGAGUGCCGUCAACAUUUAGAAGUACUUCUCGAAAGCAUUCCUACUAUGUUCCAAAGUAAUAGAACUGCUGAAUCGGCCUUUGGUGCCGCAAUCAAGGCGGCUUUCCUUGCAAUGAAAGACACGGGAGGAAAGCUGUUGGUUUUCCAGUCAGUCUUGCCAUCUAUUGGCAUUGGUGCCCUUUCUACACGUGAAGCAGAAGGUAGAACAAACAUCUCUGCAGGGGAAAAGGAAGCACAUAAAUUACUUCAACCGGCAGAUAAAACAUUGAAGGAACUAGCAGUUGAACUUGCUGAGUACCAGGUUUGUGUCGAUGUAUUUGUGACUACUCAGAGUUAUGUCGACAUUGCUUCCAUAUCGACCAUCCCACGAACUACGGGUGGACAGGUUUAUUAUUAUUACCCAUUCUCAGCUCUUUCUGAUCCUGCAAAGCUUUACAACGAUCUUAGAUGGAAUGUCACUAGGCCACAAGGUUUUGAGGCUGUAAUGCGUGUGAGGUGCAGUCAGGUAGUCUGCUUGAUUCACUUUCUUUCAAUACCUUUUCAUGCAACAUAUCAUCUCUACAAUUUUCAUUUUAUCUUUUGCCAGGGCAUCCAAGUACAGGAAUAUUAUGGCAACUUUUGUAAACGCAUCCCAACAGAUGUUGACUUACCUGGGAUUGACUGUGACAAAACUUUCAUGGUUACUUUGAAACAUGAUGAUAAGUUGCAGGAUGGAUCAGAAUGUGCUUUUCAGUGUGCUCUUCUAUACACAACUGUGUAUGGCCAGAGAAGAAUACGCGUCAUAACCUUAUCUCUUCCUGUCACGAGUAUGCUGAGUAAUCUGUUCCGCGCGGCUGACUUGGAUACUCAGUUUUGCUGUUUCUUGAAGCAAGCUGCUAGUGAGAUUCCUUCAAAGCCACUUCCUCUUGUCCGGGAACAAGUGACAACCCUUUGCAUCAAUGCACUAUUUGCAUAUCGUAAAUUUUGUGCUACGGUAUCCUCAUCUGGACAACUUAUUCUUCCGGAGGCCCUAAAGCUUUUGCCCCUGUACACACUUGCAUUAACUAAGAGUACAGGGUUGAGAACAGAUGGGAAGAUAGAUGAACGGUCAUUUUGGAUAAAUUAUGUGUCCUCUCUCUCUGCUCCAUUGGCGAUACCGCUUGUGUAUCCUAGGAUGUUGGCUAUCCAUGAUCUCGACUCAAAGGAAGAUGAAGAAUCUGUUAUUCCUUCCUUCCUACCUCUUUCUAGUGAACAUAUUAGUGAUGAUGGAGUAUAUCUUCUUGAGAAUGGUCAUGAUUGUUUAAUAUAUGUUGGAGACUCUGUGAAUGCAGAUAUUGUACGGAAACUGUUUGGUGUUUCUACAGUUGAUGAAAUUCCAACUCUGUUUGUAUUGCAACAAUAUGACAAUUCGCUGUCAAAGAAGUUAAAUGAAGUGGUGAAUGAGAUUCGGCGGCAAAGAUUUUGCUACCUCCGGUUUAAGCUCUGCAGGAAAGGUGAUCAAUCAGGAAUGUUAUUCUUCUCGUAUAUGAUAGAAGACAAGACCGCAGGUGGCUUCUCCUAUGUAGAGUUUCUUAUACAUGUUCAUAGGCAAAUCCAGAAUAAAAUGGCAUCGUAAUGAGUAAAUAUGCCAGCUUCAUUUUUGCAAACUUUUGGACCUAAAUGAUAGAGUAAACCCCAAGCCCCCAAUGAUGGGGGUGAGAGAUUCUGCAUAUUAAUGCGCAUUCUUAGUUUGCUUGCGUUUGUCAGGAAAAUCAGACAACACAAGAUUUUGUUAUUUUGUUAAAUUAAUGUACAUGUAUAAGUUAAUUGUUGUUGGUGAUAGUUGGAUCUUUUUUCUUUUGGGGUUGACAAAUCAAAUUUUAUGAGCAAUUGUGUUUUUAUGCGGAAUA
Messenger RNA from Trifolium pratense (red clover), 3957 nucleotides. RefSeq names its product protein transport protein Sec24-like At4g32640. The transcript is spliced from 24 exons. Lineage: Eukaryota; Viridiplantae; Streptophyta; Magnoliopsida; Fabales; Fabaceae. Gene Ontology annotation, biological process: COPII-coated vesicle cargo loading; intracellular protein transport; endoplasmic reticulum to Golgi vesicle-mediated transport. Gene Ontology annotation, cellular component: COPII vesicle coat; endoplasmic reticulum exit site. Bases 342 to 3683 code for a protein of 1113 amino acids. Gene Ontology annotation, molecular function: zinc ion binding; SNARE binding. The record is from RefSeq and is a predicted model, not a curated record.